Oryza sativa Japonica Group (Japanese rice) is the source of this 3136-nucleotide messenger RNA. Its product is annotated as aspartic proteinase NANA, chloroplast. The record is from RefSeq and is a predicted model, not a curated record. Lineage: Eukaryota; Viridiplantae; Streptophyta; Magnoliopsida; Poales; Poaceae.
UAGGGUUUUUAAGAGAUAAUUUUCCCGCUAGGCGCCACGACGGAACGGGCGCUACAGUGAUGCGUGAGAUAAAAUGGCGACACGAGGAAGAGGUGAGAUUAGAAGUGAGAACAUGAAACAACGCAUUGCGUCAUGUCCUCGAGGCCUCGAUCGACUCAUUGAGAUCGGCGACAGCCACACGACCGCGUCUCCCUGCCUCCCUCAUUCUUCCCUCAAGGCACCGAGAAUAGUAGCGGUAUUGGGUGACCUGCCUCGGUGCCCAGCAGCAAUAUUGGGUGACCUGCAUUGGGCAGGUGUGGUGAUGAUGGCCCCCUGCUGACCUAGGCCCUAAGCGGUCGCACAACUCGUCUUGACCCAUAGUCCCCUGCUCGUACUGCUUGCUACAGAGCACAGAGUAGAGGCCGACGACGAUGAGCACGCCGUUGAGUAGAUUUCCAAGAUGCAUCUUCUCGUUGAGGAGGGAGCCCAGCACGGGCCACCACCACCAGCAUCAGCAUGAGCGGGUUGAACAGCGGGCCGCAUUGCUUCACACAUCACGAUAGCACCACCAGCAUGAUGUCGAAAUAGUUGGAGAAGGAGAGGGAAAUGCCACAGCUCGCCGAUGAGCUCCUCCGUGACCGUCACCCCUCUCCCCGUCGACCACCGCCUUUCUCUCCGUCGCACGCCUCCCCCCUCCCGACUUGGAGCGAGAGAUGGGGAAUGAGAGGGGAGAGGAGGAGUCCGGGAGAGAAAUAGAUGAGGAAGAAGGGUUGGCGGUUGACAUGUGGAUCCCACUCAUCCCGUCAACCAAAACCAGCUACUAUACCGCCGGGGGAUGGGCCUAGUGAAUUGAGGGAUUUAUAGUGAACUUACUCCUUAUCUUUUCAGUUCUUGUUCCAAUUCCGAUUACGGUGGUGGCCCAUGUAAUUAAAAGGCCCAUAUAUAUAUAAGCUGGCAAGGCCGCAAGACUGAAGAGGAGAGGCAAUGCCAUGCAUGCAGAUGAAGAUCGCUUCUCUUGUAUGUAAGUAUGUAUGUAGAAGGAAAAUAAGGGGGAAUAUAUAUAGUAAAAUAGUAAUUCAGGAGUGGUGGGUGUUCCUGAAAGAGCUCAUGGCCACAGGGCUUAACAUAGAAUCAUCUUAAUUGUGCGGAAGAAACAAAGCAUGCACGCGCAGGAGGAUGGAGUAGUAGAAUGGAUGGAUGGAUGGAUGGAUGAGGGUAGCUAGCUAAUUGGCAAAUUAAACAAAGAAGAAGAGGAAAGGAAGGAAGGAAGCGAAGGAUCGAUGAUGCCGGCCGGUCCCGGUCCCUUGGUGGUGGUCCUCCUCCUAAGCCUGCUGCUGUUGGUGGCAGGGAUCCAUGGGCGCCUCCAGCACGAGGAGGAGGAGGAAGAGGAGGAGGUCCAGGACCAGGAGGGAGGCAGCAGCAGCUUCACCCUUCCGGUGUGGGCGCCCCACGUUCCGGAGUCGGGGGAGGAGCGGCGCGAGCACUUCCGGGCGUUGAUGGCCAAGGACAUGAGGCGGAUGAUGCGGCAGGUGCCGGAGCUCAUGUCCAAGACGGACAUGUUCGAGCUGCCGAUGCGAAGCGCGCUCAACAUCGCGCAGGUGGGCAUGUACGUGGUGGUUGUCCGCAUCGGCACCCCGGCGCUCCCCUACAGCCUCGCCCUGGAGACGGCCAACGAAGUCACCUGGAUCAACUGCCGCCUGCGCCGGCGCAAGGGCAAGCACCCUGGGCGGCCCCACGUGCCCCCCGCCGCCACCACCAUGUCCAUCCAAGUCGACGACGACGGAGGCGGAGGAGGGUCCGGCGGCAAGUCCAAGGUGACCAAGGUGAUCAUGAACUGGUACCGCCCUGCCAAGUCCUCCUCGUGGCGCCGCUUCCGCUGCUCCCAGCGCGCCUGCAUGGACCUCCCCUACAACACCUGCGAGAGCCCCGACCAGAACACCUCCUGCACCUACUACCAGGUGAUGAAGGACUCGACCAUCACCAGCGGCAUCUACGGCCAGGAGAAGGCCACCGUCGCCGUCUCCGACGGCACCAUGAAGAAGCUACCUGGCCUCGUCAUCGGCUGCUCCACCUUCGAGCACGGCGGAGCCGUCAACAGCCACGACGGCAUCCUCUCCCUCGGCAACAGCCCGUCGUCCUUCGGCAUCGCUGCCGCCAGGCGCUUCGGUGGCCGCCUCUCCUUCUGCCUCCUCGCCACCACCAGCGGCCGCAACGCCUCCAGCUACCUCACCUUCGGCGCCAACCCGGCCGUCCAGGCUCCCGGCACCAUGGAGACGCCGCUCCUGUACAGGGACGUCGCGUACGGCGCCCAUGUCACCGGCAUCCUCGUCGGCGGUCAACCACUGGACAUCCCGCCCGAGGUGUGGGACGAGGGCCCCCUGGGGAACGACAACCCAGAAGCCGGCAUCAUCCUCGACACCGGCACCUCCAUAACCUACCUCGUGUCGGCGGUGUACGACCCGGUGACGGCGGCGCUGGACAGCCACCUGGCGCACCUGCCUAAGGCCGAAAUCAAGGGCUUCGAGUACUGCUACAACUGGACCUUCGCCGGUGACGGGGUGGACCCGGCUCACAACGUGACGAUACCCAGUUUCAGCAUCGAGAUGGCCGGGGAUGCGAGGCUGGCCGCCGACGCAAAGAGCAUCGUCGUUCCGGAGGUCGUCCCGGGGGUUGUCUGCCUCGGCUUCAACCGGAUUUCGCAAGGCCCCUCCAUCAUCGGCAACGUGCUCAUGCAGGAGCACAUCUGGGAGAUCGACCACAUGAGCACUGUGCUCAGGUUCAGGAAGGACAAAUGCAUCAACCAUCAGCAGCUCAACAGGCACCACAAGAAGGCCUCUUCUUCCUCCUCCUCCUCUUCCUCUUCUCCUCCUCCUUAUCCGGCCGCCUGACAACCUCGCUCGCACGCACGCAUCUUCAAUUCAUCUGCUGCAGCGGCUCAUCCCUCUCCUAUUAAUUACUCAUCUUCCGCAUAUAUAUAUAUAUAUCUGUAGCGUACGUACGUAUCUAUCAUGUGCGUACUCACUCCAUUAUUAAGCUCGCAUCGCAUGUAAUACUAUUACUUAUAUAUGUAAUAUAUAAUUAAUCAUAUAUAUACAUGUACUCUGCUCUACUACUACUACUACAGAAGUCUAUAUAUACAUUUGCUUGUCCUUCUAUA